Haemonchus placei is the source of this 681-nucleotide messenger RNA. Lineage: Eukaryota; Metazoa; Nematoda; Chromadorea; Rhabditida; Trichostrongylidae. The record is from the annotation of a GenBank genome assembly.
AUGUUAGGAUUAGACGGCCCAGAAGAACCUGUGGAUACUGAAGGUAGUUCUGGUGGAGGAGCUGCAUCGCGUCUGAUCGUAAAUCGUCGACGACAAGAAGGGAAUCCCGUACUGAAGUAUGUACGAAAUGUCCGCUAUGAAUGGGGUGACAUAGGGGCAGAUUUCGAAUGUGGCUCGACCUGUGGCGUUCUUUACUUGGCGUUGAAAUAUCACAAACUGCAUCCAAACUACAUUCUUACAAGACUAUCGGGAAAGGAUGAGAACAAGUACGCAUGUAGGAUCCUUCUAACGCUUUGUAAUGUCGAUGAACCACGGCACACUUUGCGAGAGCUGAACCUUCUGUGCUAUCGUAUGGAUUGGACGAUAGUAUUGUGCUAUUCGGUGGAAGAAGCGGCUGAAUACAUCGAAAAUCUAAAACUUGCUGAUAACAGGGAUCCUACGUUCAAGAAGCCAGUUUUCGUUCCUGUUGAUGAAAAGACUGCUCUUCAAAACGCAGCUGUUGGCAUUCUGACUGGUGCUCGUAGUGUUACUAAGGCAGAUGCGCAAAGGUUACUAUUCAAUUUCGGUACACUGAAAGCUAUUAGUGAAGCGAGUGAAGAGCAGUUGGCGCUAUGUCCUGGACUGGGACCAAUUCGAGCAAAGAAUCUCUACAAUUACCUCAGAACCCCUUUCACAUCGUGA